Messenger RNA from Calypte anna (Anna's hummingbird), 4414 nucleotides. It is a transcript of the gene FHOD1, whose product is annotated as formin homology 2 domain containing 1. Gene Ontology annotation, molecular function: actin filament binding. Gene Ontology annotation, cellular component: cytoskeleton; cytoplasm. The coding region runs from base 114 to 4112 and encodes 1332 amino acids. Gene Ontology annotation, biological process: cortical actin cytoskeleton organization; actin filament network formation. Lineage: Eukaryota; Metazoa; Chordata; Aves; Apodiformes; Trochilidae. The transcript is spliced from 24 exons. The record is from RefSeq and is a predicted model, not a curated record.
GAGAGGGGGGAAUGUCGGCUUGGGAGGUGCGGGUCGGGGCGGUGUGUCCCGGUGGAGCCCGGGCAACGCUCCUGGUUUGAGUCACGGCGGAAUCCGUGACCCCCGGGGAGUGGAUGCCAACCCCGGAUGAGUCGGCGGGGAGGAAGUGGAUGUGUUUGCUGCGAGCCCGCAGGAACCGGGCAGGGGGGAAGCAGGGUGAGGGCAGGCGCCCAUCCCCGCGCCGUCGGGGCUUCUCUCACCCCAAGCAUCCCCCUUCCACGCCGGUUACCGGAGCGGUGCUGAACCUUGGCGGGAGCAGGUCGGCACCGCAACACCGAGCACCAGCUCGGCGUCCCGGCUCUCUGCGGGCCCGGGGGCCCUGGGGAGGUGACGAUGGUGCCGAAGGGCCACCAGCCCCGCUCCCCUCCGCCCUGGUGGCAGCUUUGCCGUCGGAGAGCGGCGCGGAAAUUCGUGCUGAGCUGGAGGACUGCACCCUUCAGGUCUCACCCUCUGGACACUACCUGGACCUCGACUUGUCCCUGCUGGAGCAGAAGGAUGACCUGGAGGGUUUCUACGAGGAGGUCAGGAAGGGGAGACGUCCGACCCUCAUCCUGCGCACCCAGCUCUCUGUCCGGGUCCACGCCAUCAUUGAGAAACUCUACAAUUCCCAGGGGCCAGAGCUGCGGCGAUCCCUCUUCUCCCUCAAGCAGCUCUUCCAGGAGGACAAGGACCUGGUGCCCGAGUUUGUCAACCUGGAUGGGCUGAGCUGUCUGAUCAAAGUGGGGGCAGAGGCUGACCAGAACUACCAGAAUUACAUCCUCCGAGCCUUGAGCCAGAUCAUGCUCUUUGUGGAUGGGAUGCAAGGUGUCAUCAACCACAACGAGACCAUCCAGUGGCUCUACACCCUCUCAGGAAGCCCAUUCCGCCUGGUGGUGAAGAUGGCCCUGAAGCUGCUGCUAGUGUUUGUGGAGUACACGGAGCCCAACGCCCUGCUCCUCAUCCACGCUGUCAACACCGUGGACCAGGCGAGAGGAACGUGUCCAUGGUCCAGCUUGAUGGCUGUCCUGGAGCAACGCAAUGGGGCUGACACAGAACUCCUGGUCUUUGCCAUGACUCUCAUCAACAAGACACUGGCUGCCCUCCCAGACCAGGACACCUUCUACGAUGUGACAGACUGCCUGGAGCAGCAGGGCAUGGAACGAGUGGUGCAGCAGCACCUGGGCAACAAGGCCACAGACCUGGACCUGAAGCAGCAGUUCCUGCUCUACGAGAGUGCACUCAAGCUGGAGGAUGGGGUGGAGGAGCCAUCUCCAGGGACACGCAAGGAGAGGAGGAGGACGGAUGAGGGCCGGCGCGGGUGGCGAUCCCAGGGAGGCUGUGCAGAGCCCAGCCCCGAUGCCCAGACACUGCCAGGGUCCCCUGGCAGCCCUAAGGAACCCCCCACUGAGGGCACCCUGGACGUCCCUGCACCCAGCAGCCCCGCAGAACCUUGUCCCACCAGCACGUACAGCAGCUCAUCCAGCGUCCGGCUGUCCCUGUCACCUCCCCUGGCCGAGCAGGAGCAGCCCCCAGGCCUGGGCGAACGCAGCGUCUACAAGCUGCGCCACACUGCCCCUGUCUGGAGGGAGGAUGCCCCCCCCUUGCAUGGGGACAAGCCUGUUUUGAGGAGGUUUGAAACUCGCUUCUUGGAGAACCUGGCUGCAGCCCAGAAAGAGAAGAUGGCUUCCAUGGCCAAGGGACGGCUCGAUGUCCUCAGCGAUGCUGCACUGGAACAUCCCCCCCCUCUGGCAUGGGACAGGGACAGCAGCACCCCUGAGUCUGGGAUGGAGACACCCAACCUAAGGUCUCGCUUGGCUCGUCCCGACACCACCGACUCCUGCAGCACCAUCUCCUCUGACACCAAAUUUAUGCUGGACAUGCUCUAUUCCAAAGGCUCUCCAGAGCCAGGGAGGGAAAAGGUCUUCCCUGAGGUCCCAUCAUCCCCCCUGGUCCAGGGUGAGGUGGGGAUGGAUGCUGAGGGAGGUGGCAGCUGGGAGCAGGAGGGUGCCCGGCUCCGGAGCAGGGCUGCAGACGGACCGGUCGCCAGUGCCCACGCCAAGCUGGCACGUGCCAUGUCCAGCAUAGAUGCUGAGAGCCAGACACAGAAGCUGGAGAACACUGGGAUGAUGCCCAUCAAGAAGGAGGUGGAGCUGACAUGGGAGAACCUGGAGGCAAGCCCUGUGCAGCUGAAGAUCAAGGACCUGGACUUCACUGAUCUGGGGGAAGAAGAUGACUUCGACAUCCUCGACUCGGGGCCCAUGGCAAAUGGCUCCUUCCUCCCUUCCAGCAUUGAAGCAACGAGUGCUGGAGCUCUGAUGGUUCCCUCUCCACCUGCUGCACCUGGUUGCCCACCACCUCCACCUCCACUUCCUGCAGCCCCUGGUUGCCCACCACCUCCACCUCCACCAGUCCCUGGUUGCCCUCCACCUCCACCAAUCCCCCAUUGCCCACCUCCCCCAGGGCUGCCAAGCCCCUCAACAACAGAUGGCCCUUCCCAGGCCAAGAAGAAGAGGACAGUGAAGCUCUUUUGGAAGGAGCUGAAGCAGCUGGAUGGCACUCUGGGGCCAGGAAGGUUUGGCCAGGAAACCCUAUGGGCAUCCUUGCAGAACGUUGAGGUCAAUGCUGCCAAACUGGAACAUCUCUUUGAGUCACGGUCAAAGGAAGCAACGACUUCAAAGAAAGCCAACGAUGGAAAGAAGGUGGUGGUGGUGCUGGACCCCAAGAGGAGCAACGCCAUCAACAUUGGCCUCACGGUGCUGCCUCCUGUGCACAUCAUCAAGACAGCUGUGCUCAACUUUGAUGAGUUUGCAGUCAACAAGGAAGGGAUUGAGAAAAUCCUGACCAUGGUCCCGACUGAGGAGGAGAAGCAGAAGAUCCAGGAGGCCCAGUUGGCCAAUCCUGAUGUGCCUCUGGGCUCUGCAGAGCAGUUCCUGCUUGCCUUGUCUUCCAUCAGCGACCUCACGGCUAGGCUUCAGCUCUGGGCCUUCAAGCUGGACUACGAGAGCCUGGAGCAGGAGAUAGCAGAGCCACUGUAUGAUCUGAAGGUGGGCAUGGAGCAGCUGGCCAGGAACCACACCUUCAAGUGCAUCCUGGCCACGCUGCUGGCCAUGGGCAACUUCUUGAAUGGCUCCCAGAGCAGAGGCUUUGAGCUGGGCUACCUGGAGAAGGUCUCGGAAGUGAAGGACACGGUGCACAGGCAGUCUCUGCUCCACCACCUCUGCCAGAUGGUGGUAGAGAAGUUCCCAGAAACCACUGACCUCUACUCGGAGAUUGCCUCCAUCACCCGCUCCGCCAAGGUUGAUUUUGAGGAGCUGGCCAACAGCCUGGUGCAGCUGGAGAGGAGGUGCAGGGCCUCCUGGGACAACCUGAAGGUGAUUGCCAAGCACGAGACCAAGGCAGUGCUGAAGAGCAAGCUGAAGGACUUCCUGAAGGACAGCACCCAGCGCAUCGUGGUCUUGAAGGUGGUGCACAGGCGUGUCCUCAACAGGUUUCACUCCUUCCUGCUGUACCUGGGGUACCCCAGGAGCGUGGCACAGGAGGUGAAGGUGACCUCCAUCUGCAAACUGCUGCGGGAGUUCGCCCUGGAGUACCGCACCUGCCGGGAGCGCGUCCUGCAGCAGCAGAGGAAACGGGACACGCACCGCCAGCGCAACAAGACCCGGGGACGCCUCAUCACCGAGACCGAGAAGUUCUCCAACAUCACCGAGGCUGCCGCGCCGCCCGCCCUGGUGUCCAGCGGCCCCGAGGAGCAGAUGGAAGCAGGGCAUGAGAGCAUGAAGAGCCUCCUGACCUCCCCCACCGAUGCCCCUGCCCGCCGCAGCCGGGCCAGCCGGGGGACAGGGCAAGCCAGCCCGGCCCAGGGCUCUCCAGCCCAGGAGGAUGUCCCCAGCUCCCCAGACGAUGCUUCUGAUGAAAUCAUGGACAGGCUGGUGAAAUCGGUGACACACAGUGCCAACCCCCGGCCCUGCCCCAACAAGGAGCGCAGGAGGUCCCGUGGCAACAGGAAGUCCCUGAGGCGGACGCUGAAGAGCGGUCUGAGCGAUGAGCUGGUGCAGGCACUGGGCCUGGGGCAGGCACCUGGCAUGGAGGUGUGAGGGGACACCCUGUCCCCCUCCAGGAGCCCCAGGGGAAGGAGGGAUGUUGGUGGCAGCCCCCCCUGCAUGCUCUGCACCUUCCCCUCUCUGGCCUUCAGCUGCAGGAGUGGGCAGCAGGGUGGGAGUGAUGUCCUGGAGCUGCUCUGUGGUGCCCGGGAUGGAGGAUGCUCAAGUGGCCAGGAAUGGAGCCUCGGGUUUCAUCUUCUUGACAGUAUUAGAGGGGUCAAGGGGCUGGACCCAGACCUGCUCUGGGACUUGGGUCUGGCCCGUGGCUGCUGUGGCAAUAAAGUGGUCUGACACAC